AUGAGUACCUUGAACAACGUCGAGUCCGUCAGCAACCAGCAGGGCAGCUUCAAGCCUUCUAUUCCCCGCGAGGGACCCAUUACAGACAAGGGCCACAAGCCCGGUGUUAAGGUCAACGAGGCCGAUCAGCGUCCCGAAUAUCACAUGGAGGCUUUCCCUCCUGGCACUGCUCCUGCUAGCAACUCAUACACUUCAAAUGCCAACGAGAUCGGCAGCCAGGCCAACAACCCCAAUGUCCUCCGCUCACAUGGCAAGGAGUCUACCUAUACUUCUCCCGCUGACACCCUGACGGGUGCAACCUCCAAAGACGUUCACACCGGUCUCGGUAAGCCUCUACAGGGCCAGUCUGGUGUUGAACUUGCCCACGAUGGCGCCCACGGCCGAAAAGAAGCAACCCUCCGGCCUGGAGGGUAUCGAGAGGAGGCUGCCAACGCUGGUGCCCGUGGUAACAAGGCUGACCGUGCCGCCGAGGAUAUGCGGCCCGAGGGUGCCGAAACCUUGGACACUGAGUGGAAGUAUGAGCCUCGCACUCAGCGUGAAAAGAAAUAG
Molecule: messenger RNA, 549 nt
Organism: Penicillium maclennaniae
Lineage: Eukaryota; Fungi; Ascomycota; Eurotiomycetes; Eurotiales; Aspergillaceae
Exons: 3
Coding region: 1-549 (182 amino acids)
Source: RefSeq, a predicted model, not a curated record